Calliphora vicina (urban bluebottle blowfly) is the source of this 893-nucleotide messenger RNA. RefSeq names its product lectin subunit alpha-like. Lineage: Eukaryota; Metazoa; Arthropoda; Insecta; Diptera; Calliphoridae. The transcript has 2 exons. Bases 9 to 647 code for a protein of 212 amino acids. The record is from RefSeq and is a predicted model, not a curated record. Gene Ontology annotation, molecular function: signaling receptor activity.
UAAACAAAAUGGCAAAAUCUAGUAAGGUGCUGCUAGUAACUUUUUUAAUAUUUAUCACAAAACUUUAUGUCAUAAAAGGCAAUGAAAAUAUUUUUGUAUCGAACCAAAAGAAUGUUUAUUUCAUUGAAAGUGAGCAAAAGUUUACCUGGUAUGAUGGUCUGGCAAAGUGUGCCAGCAUGAACAUGAGUUUGGUGACCAUCGAUUCUAAGCUUAAAUCUGAAGAGAUAACGGCCUUGUUGAAUGAUAUAUUUGGCAAAAAAACAAAUCUGUGGAUGGGUGGCGCUGUUAAUGAAGAUAAUCCCAGACAAUUUGUAUGGAUCUCCACUGGUAGAAAAUUCACUUACACCAAUUGGGCUAAUGCACAACCAGAUUUUGCUAGCAAUAAUGAAUAUUGUGCCCAAACUGGCUGGACCAACGCAAUGGAAUGGAAUGAUUAUAAGUGUUUCAAUAAACUUGGUUUUAUGUGCGAAUACAGUCAUCAAUAUCAAGGGGAAAUGCAAAAGAAAGUCCAAGAGGAAAUGAUAAAACAACAGCAAGUAGAGUUGAAGGAAAUGGUGGGGCAACUGCUGCAUGGUCUUAAGAAGGUUGAUGGGGAAAGUCGAACAUUUCGUGAUAUAGUUUUUAAUAUUAAUCCACAUAAUCCUUAAGUAAAAUGCGGGAUUUUGCAUAAAAUAAGUGUAAGGUUUUUUAUCUAAAUUAUAAUUUAUGGUACUUAACUGAGUGAAAUUGAGAUUGUGUCUACAAUGACGCACAGUGCACUACAAGAAUUAUGCUUCAUAAAUCCAAUGAAUCAAUUUCAUUAGAAUUUUUCAUUAAUCCAAUGAAAUAUUUCACAACGUGAAUUGUAUUUUUUAGAUACAACGCAAGAAUUUCAUUAAAAUUGCUUCAUUAGA